Messenger RNA from Synchiropus splendidus (mandarinfish), 550 nucleotides. Its product is annotated as galactose-specific lectin nattectin-like. The transcript has 4 exons. Lineage: Eukaryota; Metazoa; Chordata; Actinopteri; Syngnathiformes; Callionymidae. The coding region runs from base 93 to 467 and encodes 124 amino acids. The record is from RefSeq and is a predicted model, not a curated record. Gene Ontology annotation, molecular function: signaling receptor activity.
CUCACGUUGCACCGUCAAACACAACAGGUCUGUCACCUCUGACUCGCCACCUCCUCUCUGAAGGUUGUAAGAAGGUCUGUCCCGCUGGAUGGAUGCAGUUGGAGAACCGCUGUUUUUUGUACCGGGCUGAAAAAAAACAAUGGGCCGACUCUGAGCUGGAAUGUGUAAAAGACGGGGGGAACCUGCUGUCGCUGCACAGCCAAAAAGAGUACGAGUUCAUCAGAAAUGCCAUCAAAACAAUCACUGGGAGCGACACGCGUGUUUGGACCGGCGGCUACGACAUUGUGAAGGAGGCUGAGUGGAUGUGGACCGACGGCUCCAAGUGGGACUUCACCGCCUGGGGUCCCGGAGAGCCCACCAACGGUCAGAAGGUGGAGCACUGCAUGGAGCUCAACUAUUUCGGUAAAGCCAACGACGCCGGCUGCCACAACCUCAAGCCCUUCAUAUGCUCCAAAAACUCAUUUUGACGCUCCGCAUCAUGACUGUGUCGCAUGAUGUCACGCCCCAUCACUGACAUCACUGCUGGACCACCCACCCCGCUGUUCUUUCC